Messenger RNA from Pezoporus flaviventris, 1931 nucleotides. Its product is annotated as aryl-hydrocarbon-interacting protein-like 1. The record is from RefSeq and is a predicted model, not a curated record. The coding region runs from base 327 to 1931 and encodes 534 amino acids. Gene Ontology annotation, molecular function: peptidyl-prolyl cis-trans isomerase activity; protein binding. The transcript is spliced from 8 exons. NCBI's taxonomy places the organism in Eukaryota, Metazoa, Chordata, Aves, Psittaciformes, Psittacidae.
CUCACAGACUGGGCAGGCAAAUCCCAGAUUAACCUGGCAGGGUGGGAAGAGGAUUAGAAGGGCAGUUCCAGAAUGCAACAGAGGGCACCAAGGGUGUGCCACGGUAGGACACCCCUCUGUCAACCCAAAGCACAAGGGAAGGGGAGAAGGGCUUCCAAGCUCUGCCCCAGCACAGAGCUGGGAAGGCCAGCAGCAGCCCUGGGAGAUGACAUGUGUGUGCAGAUAGUCAGGAAAGGGAGAGACCCUGAAGCAGACGUGGAGCUCAGGAAGGGCCUGAGCGUGGCUCUGUGCCUGUGACCUGCUCGUGAGGGCCAGCAGGAGCAGCUAUGGAGGAAACCUACCUGCUGAAUGUGGAAGGGGUCAGGAAGAAGAUUCUGCAUGGAGGCCAAGGGGAGCUGCCCAAGCUGCAGGAUGGGAGCAAGAUCACCUUCCACUUCCAGACACUGAAGGAUGACUUUGAGCGGACGGUCAUCGAUGACAGCCGGGAAGCUGGCAUCCCUAUGGAGAUCAUCGUGGGCAAGAUGUUCAAGCUGGAGAUCUGGGAGACGCUGCUCAGCUCCAUGAGAACUGGGGAAGUGGCUGAGUUCUGGUGCGAUGCCAUUCACACAGGCAUGUAUGCCCUGGUCUCCAGGGGCAUGCGGAGGAUCGCAGAGGGCCGGGACCCCCUGGAAGGGCAGAAGCACCGCUGUGGCAUGGGCAACAUGUUUGACUACCAUAGCACGGGCUACGAUGACCUGGAUGAGCUGCAGCGGACGCCGCAGCCCCUCAUCUUCAUCAUGGAGCUGUUCCGGGUAGAGGAGCCCUCAGCCUACAAACGUGACACGUGGGCCAUGAGCAAGGAGGAGAAGCUGGCGGCAGUGCCCGUGCUGCACAGCGAGGGCAACCGCCUUGUGCUCCGCAAGGAGUUCGCGCAGGCAGCAGCCAAGUACCAGGAGGCUGUCAUCUGCCUGAGGAACCUGCAGGCCAAGGAGAAACCAUGGGAGGAAGGCUGGCUGAAGCUGGAGAGGUUGGUCACACCGCUGGUGCUCAACUACUGCCAGUGUCAGCUGGAGCUGGGAGAGUACUACGAGGUGCUGGAGCACACAACAGAGCUCCUCCAGAAACACAAAGACAACGCCAAGGCCUAUUUCAAGCGGGCGAAGGCUCACGCUGCUGUGUGGAACGAGCGGGAGGCGCGGGAGGACUUCCUGCGGGUGGCUCACCUCGACCCCUCCAUGGCCGCCGCAGUGAAGAAGGAGCUGAAGCAGCUCGGGGAGAGGAUGAGGAAGAAGCACGUGGAGGAUCGGAAGCGCUACCAAGGGCUCUUCCAGCCACCCCGGGGGCCGCAGGCCAGCAAGGGGCAGGAGAGCAGGGAGGUGCUGCAGGAAGGGGCACCCCAGGGUGAGGCUGGGGUCCCAGAGACCCCUGGGCAGGGGGAGUGGGGCGCAGGGAUGGGAGAAGCAGAACAACCAGGGGCUGACCAAGCGGAACAAGGGACCCACAGGGCUGGGGGUGAAGGGGCAGCACCAGGAGUCCUGACCCAGGGGCAAGCUGCAGAGGUGGAGGGGAGGGGUGGGACAGGAGUGGGGGAAGAAGAAAACAUGGGCACCUCUAGGGCAGAGUCAGGAAGCUGGGGAGCAGAGAGGGGAGCAGAAGAGGAGCAUCAGGACUACCUCAGCCCCACUCUGGGCACCCCUCAGCACCUGACUCUACCUCUUCCUCGACAUAACACAGCAAGAGACAGCCAGCCUGAGGGAGCCUUUGGGACCAGCAGCACCAUCGUGCUGCCGCCCAUUGCAGAGGAGCCUCCUCCCUGCUGCCUGAUUCUGAGUGACUCCAGCCCCUCGGCCCAGCUCAAACUGAAGGACAGCAGCAGGGCAGCUGCUUUGGGGUGGCAGCACAUGCCUGGCUGGCUGCAGAGCCCUGGCUGGCAGAGAGAGUUCAAUCCAUAA